Messenger RNA from Staurois parvus, 489 nucleotides. NCBI's taxonomy places the organism in Eukaryota, Metazoa, Chordata, Amphibia, Anura, Ranidae. The record is from the annotation of a GenBank genome assembly.
AUGCAACAUUUGAACCAAGACUCAGGCUGUGCACCUCUAAACUAUGUAUUAUUUUUCCAGGACAAGUACAAACGAGCCCUAGCAGACACAGAGAAUUUGCGGCUCCGAAGUCAGAAGCUGGUGGAAGAGGCAAAGCUGUAUGGUAUCCAGGGGUUCUGCAAGGACCUGCUUGAAGUAGCAGAUAUUCUGGAAAAGGCAACCCAGAGUGUCCCUGAAGAGGAAGUCAAGGCUGACAACCCCCAUUUGAAGAACCUCUAUGAAGGCCUGCUCAUGACUGAAGUUCAGAUGCAGAAAGUUUUCAAAAAGCACGGAGUGCAGAAACUCAAUCCUUUGGGUGCCAAGUUUGAUCCCUAUGAACAUGAAGCCUUAUUCCAUACUCCCAUGGAUGGGAAGGAGCCUGGCACUGUAGCUAUAGUCACUAAAGUGGGCUACAAGCUCUGUAAACGUACCUUAAGGCCUGCAUUGGUGGGAGUUGUUAAAGAAACUUAA